AUCAACCCACUUACUUCAUCUUUCUCUCUCCUCUUUUCCUCUCUUCACUUUACUUCUGUUAGCUUAUUCAAUACACUUUUUGCUUCCAGCUAUAAAUGCUUCACCUGUUUAUUACAUUUUUGCUUUCCCUUUACUGUUUCUCUCUCUCUCUUGGUUUCAUCCAUUGCAAACCAUGCUUCCUUUCCAGCUAAUUAGGUCCCUCCCUCAUCCUUAAGCACAGUACCCACCAACCGUUUUUCCCCACCAUUGCUUGUUUCUUCUCCAAAAUCUACCCAUUUUCACUCACUCUCUCUUUGCAUUUUUUUUCUCUUCAUAAAAAUAGUAUUUUUGUCUGGCACUCCAAUAUAUCUUUGUUUAUUUAUUUCUUGGUAUCUUAGUCUUUUUGCCUUGAGUUUAUAUGUGACCCACUUGAGGUCACAAUCCUCUAUAGUUUAACUACAUAUAAAAAACUGCAUCUUUUUGCAGCAUCUUGGUUUUGUAGGGCUUGUUCUGGUAUUGUUCUGUCAUUCCUGCACCCAUCUAUGCUCAUUGGGUCUUUGGAGGUUCAGAGAGAAGACCCUCUGUUGCUUCUGUGGGUGCUGGAGAUAGAGGAUCAAGGAGGGUGAUUUAGAUCAACACAAAGAAUGUUCGGAUGUGUCUGUUGAAAGUUUGUGUAAAGGGACUACUUAACUAUGCUCUUGCACUCAGGUGGGAAUGUAUUGAUUCUACUCUCUGAAGAAUUUGGAGAUCAGCUUGUAGCAUCCAACUAUGUCAGCAAACAGUUCUUUGCAUGUGGAAUUAUCGAGGAAGACUUCGUUUUUGGGAUUGAGAUUAUGGGUUUUGAUUGGGAUAGGUGUUGGUGUUUUUAUAGUUGUGAUUCUUUGUGUAUUAUCUGUAUGGGUGAUGUUUCGGAGAAAGUCUAAAAGAUCUCUGGACAAGUACUCUUUGUCACAAAUACCACAUGUCUCAAAGGACAUCAUAGUUGACAUGGUUGGGGUGCAGAUAUCUCAUGAUCAAUCAGAAAGUGUAGCUAUUCCUGUUCAUGACAAACCAAGUGAGAACAACUCGAACAAGUUGUUUUCUCAUUUGCACAAGAGCAAAUCUGGCGACGCCGAUAAUAUCAGUCAGUGCAGCUCGGUUUAUCAUCACGAGAGAGGAUUUAGUUCAAUGUCGGGGGAAGAAGGAAGCUCCGGGACUGUUAAGAAGCAGUCUGCAUUGUCAUUUGGAGGAAUGGUAACGGCAUCUCCUCUAGUUGGCUUGCCAGAAAUUUCUCAUCUUGGGUGGGGCCACUGGUUCACACUUAGAGAUCUGGAACUUGCUACUAAUCGCUUCUCACCAGAGAAUGUGAUUGGCGAGGGUGGAUAUGGGGUUGUUUACAGGGGAAAAUUGAUCAAUGGAUCCGAGGUGGCAGUGAAGAAAAUUCUUAACAACUUGGGACAAGCUGAGAAAGAAUUCAGGGUGGAAGUAGAGGCUAUUGGCCAUGUCAGACAUAAAAAUCUUGUGCGCUUACUUGGUUAUUGCGUAGAAGGAGUUCACAGGUUGCUGGUGUAUGAAUAUGUAAACAAUGGUAACUUAGAACAAUGGCUACAUGGGGCUAUGAGCCAACAAGGGACACUUACCUGGGAAGCUCGAAUGAAAGUUAUAACUGGAACAGCCAAAGCGCUAGCUUACUUACAUGAAGCAAUAGAACCGAAAGUUGUUCACCGGGAUAUAAAGUCUAGCAACAUAUUGAUUGAUACUGAGUUCAAUGCAAAGGUUUCUGACUUUGGUUUGGCCAAACUUUUGGAUUCAGGAGAAAGUCACAUUACUACUAGAGUAAUGGGAACAUUUGGUUAUGUGGCACCGGAAUAUGCUAAUACAGGUUUGUUAAAUGAGAGGAGUGACAUUUACAGCUUUGGUGUUCUCCUGCUAGAAGCAGUUACUGGAAAGGAUCCUGUAGACUACUCACGUCCUGCUAAUGAGGUGAAUCUUGUUGAAUGGCUCAAGAUGAUGGUGGGGACAAGGAGGGCUGAGGAAGUUGUGGACUCAAGGCUUGAAGUGAAACCAUCAAUACGUGCUUUAAAGCGUGCUCUUCUAGUUGCUCUUAGAUGUGUUGAUCCCGAAGCAGAAAAGAGGCCCAAAAUGAGUCAAGUUGUGAGGAUGCUUGAAGCUGACGAAUAUCCAUUCCGAGAGGAUCGAAGAAAUAGAAAGAGCCGCACUGCAAGUAUGGAAAUUGAAUCUCUGAAGGAUAUUUCUGGUCCAUCUGAUGCUGAAAAGUUGAAGGGGGGUUCUGAAGGCCAUGAACCAGAGACAACUCAAGGGUAGGAUUGACAACCAUACUUGACUUGACUUAACCAGCUUGUACAAUUGGCUGUUUCGAUUUCCGUAACCAAUCAAAUACUAUAUAUGUUCAAAGUUUGUAUUGAGAUUUUUUUUCCACAUCCGAGAAGAGAAUCAAAUCUAAGAGGAGAAUCAAGUUGGAGGUAGCUCAUUUGGACAAUGAAGCAUUUUCUUUUUCAACAUGGUUAUUUAAGGAUAUGAUAAUGAUACACGAAAUUUGCAAGGAGGAUGUAGUCAGGGCGAGUGCAUUAGUUAAUGUUGUACAUACAGAUGUCUGCUGAGCCAAUCUCUUGCUUACAUGACUGCUAAUUUGCAGCCAUUUUUGUCUGCUUAAGAAUGGAGAUGAUGAAAAACUGAUAUUUUGGCUUCAUUGUAGUUGCCGUUUUGCUUUAAGUUAAUCAUUAUGUAUAAACUCCAAAAAGUAUUAUGUGAAGUGACAAUAUCCCUUUUUCUUUUGCAGUAGUUCUGAUUUUAUUAUGUUAGUUUCUCCACAA
Molecule: messenger RNA, 2792 nt
Organism: Glycine soja
Lineage: Eukaryota; Viridiplantae; Streptophyta; Magnoliopsida; Fabales; Fabaceae
Product: probable receptor-like protein kinase At2g42960
Exons: 8
Coding region: 748-2283 (511 amino acids)
Biological process (GO): protein phosphorylation
Molecular function (GO): protein kinase activity; ATP binding
Source: RefSeq, a predicted model, not a curated record